AUGGCCGCUUCAUCUUCCACCACCGCCACCUUCGCCCAACGCCUCGCUGACUGGGAAAAAAAGUUUACCGAGUGCUACCGCAACGGUGAAAGCGCGUUCAACGCUGAGUUGGAGCAGCUUUACAGGGACUUGGUUCCAUUGUGUCAGGAGCAUGUCAGGGACGCCGCCCGCUUCCGGCUCAUUGACUAUGUUGCGAGCCCCGUUGUCUACUCGUACAAAGUCAUCCAGGGCAAGGACGGCGAGAACAUCUACAGGUUUGAGGUCGACUGGGCGACGCUCAAACAUCAAGUCGCCAACUUCAAGGCCUACCAGGAAGGCCAGGAGGCACAGAGGAAGAGGAGGGAGGAGGAGGAGCAAGAGAAGAGGAGGGAGAAGGAGGAGCAAGAGGAGGAGGAGAGGCAGAGGGUGGAGGAGAGGAGGAAGAGGGAGGUGAGGAGGAAGAGGGAGGAGAAGAAGAAGAGGGAGGAGGAAGAGGAGAGGCAGAGGGAGGAGGAGGAGGAGAGGCAGAGGGAGGAGGAGAGGAGGAAGAGGGAGGAAGAGAAGCAGAAGGUGGAGGAGAGGAGAAAGGAUGAGAGGAGGAAGAGGGAGCAGGAGAGGAGGACCAGGGAGCAGGAGAGGCAGAAGGCGGAGGAGAGGAGGAAGAGGGAGCAGGAGCAGGAGCAGGAGCAGGAGCAGGAGACAGACGAGGAGAGGAACAAGGAGGAGACGGAGAAGAGACAGGCCGAGAAGGGCAAGGGCAAGGCAGUCGAACCCCCGGUGGAAGACGGACCCGUGACAGACGCCCACAAAGACAAGGGCAAACGGAAAGCGGCGGACCCCGUGGAGUCCAUUCAGUUGGCUCCAGCGGAUUACAGGGGCCCACGGACAAAGAAGGGGGAAAUCAUUCCCCACAUUACCGCCUCCAACAUGCCCGGUCACCCAGCGUACAGGGAGAAGCUGGAAAGAUUGGCGAAGUCCAAGCAGGGGAAAUUCAGGAGCAAGGCGAUCAUAGGAAGCCACACGGACGAAGACGCGGACGCGGACGUCGACGAGGACGACGAAGGCGAUAACAAAGGGGCACCGCCUACCACCCCCACUGCCACCCCCACCCGGAAGAUGCGCACGCGUUCCGUAAAGAAGGACGCCGAGGACGAUGUCCCCCCCAUCAGGAAGGCGCGGUCGAGAUCCCAGAAAGUGCGCCAGGUGCCAGAGGGGAUGGUGGACAUGGUGGAAAGGUGCACGGCAUGCAUCAAAUUCAAGGUGCCAUGCUAUGUCAAGGGGGAGACAGGCACUGAGCCUCUUGUCCCCGUGAAGCACCAAUCUUGCGAGUCUUGCAAGUCUCGCAAGAUCCACUGCAGCUUCUACCCGGGGCGCAACACCUUCGUGGGUCAAUUUUUGAUGACGCCACUGGGAAGCUAUGGGGAGGCGUUGAAGUUGGAGGAGGGAGAAGAUGUUCCGGCGAAGGGGAAGGCCGGGGAAGGGUCGUUCCCCGAGGAUGUGGGAGAACUGCUUGUGCAGCUCUUUGAGCGCCAAGGCAGAAUCAUGGAACGGCUGGACGGGUUAUCCGCGUCCAUAACGGCGAUUAAUGCACGGAUUGCGACGUUUGCCGAGACGAACUUGGCGGUGGAGAACAGGAUGAAGAGCAUCGAGGACGGCAUCCAAGAGGUGAAGGCCGAAUGGACCAUGGCCAAAGAACAAGUGGCAGGAAGCACCUCGCUUUCCGUCACGAUGUUCAACGACAUCACCAAGAGGAUCAACCACGUCCGAGAUGUGGUCGACGAUUUGCUGGAGCAGGAUGAACAAAGGAAUCCCGCCCCCAAACAGGCAGCAGGACCCUCCAAGACGGAGGUCGAACAAGAAUCGGGUCCGUCGUGGACCCGUGAACCCACCUCUGUGCCACAAUCCCCAAGCGCACCACCACCGCCAGCACCCCUCCCUUCCCCACCUCCACCUCCAGCAGCACCCAUUCUCCCUUCCCCUCCUCCACCACCGCCAGCACCUGUCCUCCCUUCCCCUCCCCCACCUCCACCCGCACCCGUCCUCCCUGCCGUGUCUGCGCCACCAACAGCGCUAUUCUUGCCCGGUUCGACUCCGGAAGCGCCUUCGCCCCCCCCAGCUGGCCGACCCUCGCUCCCACCGGUACCACCCAUCCUUUCCCUGUCUCCACCACCCCCUCUCCCAGCUCCACGUCCUCGAAGUUCGACGUCAAAGGCCGCACCGUUGUCAAAGGGUGCACCAUCGUCAAAGGCCGCGCCAUCGUCAAAGGCCGGCCCAUCCUCAAAGGCUAAGCCAUUGUCAAAGGCUAAGCCAUCCUCCAAGGCUGGGCCAUCCGGGAAUGGACACUCAUCGGAGUUGUCUGAUCCCUCGGACAGCGACGAGGUUGAAAUUGUGGAGGAGGAGGAUGUUGAGAUCGUGGCGUCCACGCUGCCCGCGUCGAACAUAGCCACAAAGACAAGGGCUGGACGAAAGCGAAAGGCGGAAACGACUCUGGCUGAAGCAUCGCGCUCGCCCAAAAAAUCCAAGGCCCAAAAAAAGUAG
Messenger RNA from Psilocybe cubensis, 2517 nucleotides. RefSeq lists its product as uncharacterized. The transcript has 2 exons. Gene Ontology annotation, biological process: double-strand break repair via homologous recombination; interstrand cross-link repair. The record is from RefSeq and is a predicted model, not a curated record. Gene Ontology annotation, molecular function: double-stranded DNA binding; single-stranded DNA binding. NCBI's taxonomy places the organism in Eukaryota, Fungi, Basidiomycota, Agaricomycetes, Agaricales, Agrocybaceae. The coding region runs from base 1 to 2517 and encodes 838 amino acids.